CCUCGAGCCUCGGGCUCCUCCUGAGGGCUGAGGGUGAGCGCGGGCCCCGCUCCCUUCCCGCUCCCUUCCCGCCGCCCGGCUUCCUCCUUCCCGGCCUCCCGGCGGCGCCGCGGCUUUCCAGCCUGCUCCAGGACAGCUUUCGGCUCGGGGAAGGGACCGGAAGUGGCACCUCACUGCAGAGCUAUUAAGCCGCUGGAAGAAAUGUCAGAAAGGUGCGGGCAGGAGCCAACGAGGUGGAUAACGACGGUCAUUAUGAGCACAGCUCUGCAGGAUCAUGAAAUUUCUGCAGUUCUGCAGAGGCAACAACACCGAGUUCGAUAUUCAGAAUCAGUGGAAACUGGAUCUGUGAUUUUUCCUCUUUCUGGAGUCUCCUCAAUAGGCAUUGCAUUUAUACUGUCAGACACUCAAGACUUGCUUAGGACAGGGGAAGAAGAGUUUUCCAAAAGAAUUCAGAAGUUCAUAAACAUUCAUCGGAACAGCUUUUUGGUUUUGUCAGCUGCUCUUCAUGGACCAGAAGAAUGGAGUGUCAUGUUCAGGAUUCAGAGAAGAUUCUUGGGCAGCAAUUUACGUGUAAUACCAGUUCAUAAUCCUGCUGAAACUGUUAAAUUAAUGCUAACUAUGGCUAAGGUUACUUCCAAACCAGGAGCAGAUGAUACUCGUUGCAAAAUGGAAAUGACAAAAGCCCAAAUAAUAGAAAAAAGUCCAGUUCGGAAGAUGCUUCAGGAGUACCAGUUGCACUGUAAUUAACUUAAUAGUUGGUUUUUUAUUCAUAAAUAGAGUCGCUACAUUUUAAACAAAAUAUAGAAUGUUCUUAAAAAUAUAGUUACAUUUCAAAAAACUACAUUCAACAUAUGUAUUUGGAAUGAAAAUUCAUAUUAAAUAGCAAUACAGUGAAAAAAUAGCAUACUUGAUACCAAAUGUGCUUUCUAUGGAGGGAAAAAAAGUUGUUGAGCUGCACUAUAGAGAAGUCAUCGUUGCUUUUAACUUGGUUCUGACCUUAGAGGCUCCUCUGUUUAUUAAUAAUUCCCCUAAAUAUUUACUGUAUCUUAAGGAAAGCUGUAUUAUUAAAGACAAGGAUGAUCAAAACAAUUCCAAAAUAGAGGUAUCCCUAAAAACAGCAGCUGUAUGUAUGCAAUCUUACACUACUUUUUAAACACAAGUGUUAUCAGUUGUGUUACUAAGUUCUAACAUCUUAUUUGGCUCAAAGUUGAUCUGUUUUUCUUAAAGCCUGGUUUCCUUUGCCUUUCCUUUUGUUUUUACCAUUUAUAGAUUGUAUAUUCUGUACUGUUAUCUAUCUAUACUUUACAGUCCUGCAAAUUGAGAAGCUUGUCUGUCAACAUUAAAAUGUGCUAAUAAAAGUAUCUUCUGCUUAA
Molecule: messenger RNA, 1373 nt
Organism: Parus major (Great Tit)
Lineage: Eukaryota; Metazoa; Chordata; Aves; Passeriformes; Paridae
Gene: C8H1orf146
Product: chromosome 8 C1orf146 homolog
Exons: 6
Coding region: 202-747 (181 amino acids)
Biological process (GO): reciprocal meiotic recombination; synaptonemal complex assembly
Cellular component (GO): chromosome
Source: RefSeq, a predicted model, not a curated record